GAAGUAAGGACGGAUACACCAGGUUGAGUGAUUACCCGCCCCAACCGGAUAGGGCGGAUCGGGUAUGAGUACUGCUGCCAAUCCUACUUUUCAGCAAAACCUAAACCCUUUCACAUAUUCUCUUCACCGCCGUCCGCCACCCUCCUCCCCCUUCUCACUGUUUCCCCCUCUCACUCUCAAGGUUACCGCAGCACCGUCGUCGCGCUCCUGACCCACCCGAGAAGACCGUGGUCGUCGCGUGCCCGACCCAACCCGAGGAGAAUCGUCGCGUCCUAGGCAGCACCGUCGCGUCAGAGGAGAAUCAUCUUCGUUUUGGUGACGGUUUAGUUUUGCAUUGACUCCAUCACUCCAACGUGUAAAAGAAGGUGGGGGUUCUAGAACAGCGCCUGUUGAGGAAGAUGAAGACAUUGUUUUGGUUUGUGUUUGUUUCAGUGGUGGCUUCAGCAUGGUUGCCACUCUCAGAGUGUUUCAAAAAACCCGCAGGGCUUGCUAGGAAAGAGGACAUUCCGUACAUAAAGUGCCAAGUUUGUGAGAUUCUCGCUAAGCAGUUGCACCAGCAGGUGAAGAACAAGCAAGCUGAGAUCGCUCCCAAAAAGAUCUCGGAGUAUGAGAUCAUUGAGAUAACAGAGAACGUUUGUAAUCUUAAGAAGGUAGAAGCGGAUUGGAUAUUGCGCUUUGAUAUUGUGGAGAAAGAAGAUAGGCUUGAGUUAGUUGAGCAUGACUCUGAAGGACAGUGCAAUUCUGAGUGCAAGACAAUCGAGCGAGCAUGUCAGGAGGUUAUAGGGUAUUCGGAUACAGAUGUUGCUGAAUAUCUAUAUAGUUCCAAGCCUGAUGCUGAUUCAUUGUACAAAUAUCUCUGUAGAGACCUUACUAAAGCAUGCAGCACCAAACCACCCCCUGUCCCUAAGGACAGAAUCCCUGGUGAAGCUUUUGUUGCUAAGUCUGAUAAGGAGGCUGAAAUGGAAAAGCUACUAAAAUCUAUGGAGGGCAUGCCAGGAGCACCUGGCAUGAAAAUGUACUCAAGGGAUGAUUUAAUGAACAUGAAAAACCUUGGUGAUGAAGAUGCCGAAGAGGAAGAGGAAGAUGAAGAUGAGGAUGAUGGCGAUGCUGCUUUUCCUGGAAAAUUGGGAAAAGUUCUGAGAGAAAAGGAAAAGGGGAAAAGUGACUGGAAACAAACGAUCAGAAAAGGAAUCACAGAUACGACUGUGACGCUGAAGAAACAUGCAGACCGAGUUUCCAAUCGCUUAAGACAGUGGUGGAGGGCAAAGAAAACAAGUUCAAAGAAGGGAACAAAAGGAGCCAAGUCUGAACUUUAGCAAGUCACAAAAGCUUACAGCCUUACACUGCAUUUCUCUAGAUUGUUGAAGAACUGCAGGCAUUUCAACACCAGUUUGUUACAUGUACAAUGAGCCUGUGAUAGCCAAGAGGAAGGAUCAUAGAGAAGCAAUCAAAAUGAGAACUUUAAGUGACCACUUGUCAAUUGGAAUGUUUCAUUUUACAGUCAAGAAUUUUGCUCUAUUCAUGUAUCUUAAUGAGUCAGUUUUGAUGUUGAGGGUGGGUGUAUAGUGAGGGCUAUGAGCUUAUGAUGUUCUCCAAAGGUUUGUUUUCCUUUUUAUCCCCCUUACUCCUUAUUUUUAGAAUUCUUUUCUCUCAAAAAAUUAGUUUAUAGUGUCUUCUAUAUUGAAUUCCCUUAUAAUUGUGUUGAAA
Messenger RNA from Arachis duranensis, 1707 nucleotides. RefSeq lists its product as uncharacterized. The transcript is spliced from 8 exons. The coding region runs from base 399 to 1316 and encodes 305 amino acids. The record is from RefSeq and is a predicted model, not a curated record. NCBI's taxonomy places the organism in Eukaryota, Viridiplantae, Streptophyta, Magnoliopsida, Fabales, Fabaceae.